This is a messenger RNA of Penaeus chinensis, 417 nucleotides long. RefSeq names its product modular serine protease-like. Gene Ontology annotation, molecular function: protein binding. NCBI's taxonomy places the organism in Eukaryota, Metazoa, Arthropoda, Malacostraca, Decapoda, Penaeidae. The transcript has 3 exons. The record is from RefSeq and is a predicted model, not a curated record. Bases 61 to 417 code for a protein of 118 amino acids.
CUUGAAAUCCCCCCGAGGACAAAGGAUGCCUGAGACAUAGCUCCUUGCAAGACAGCGACCAUGUCUCCUCCUCGCUCCCCUUGCCUCUCGCUCCUCCUCUGCGUCCUGUUCGUGGUGGCGGCCGGAAUCGCCCCCGGCAGAGAGGAGCAGGAGCCACGUGCCUCGAACUCCCCCCCGCCCGCAGAAGCCAGGGGGAGGAAGGGGGGGAGCGACAGCAAGGACCCCUCUCCCCAGGACGACGCCGGAAGAACAGGAGCCGAAGAGUCUGUGUUUCUUUCGUGCAACACGACGAGGACGCCGGUCUUCUCGUGCGGGGAGGGAGCGUGCAUUCCCUACGACCUCCGCUGCAACGGGGUGUCCGACUGCGCCAACGACGCUGACGAGGCAGUUCGUGAGUGUGACGACAUAGAAGACUGA